Tarenaya hassleriana is the source of this 1402-nucleotide messenger RNA. Its product is annotated as pectinesterase-like. Gene Ontology annotation, molecular function: pectinesterase inhibitor activity; pectinesterase activity. Gene Ontology annotation, biological process: cell wall modification. Bases 52 to 1218 code for a protein of 388 amino acids. The transcript is spliced from 4 exons. The record is from RefSeq and is a predicted model, not a curated record. Lineage: Eukaryota; Viridiplantae; Streptophyta; Magnoliopsida; Brassicales; Cleomaceae.
GACCUAUCAAGAUAUUUGCCUCGACGGCUCUCUAAUGAUCUCGCCGAUAUUAUGCUUCGCAAUGCCUUCUUGGACCGUGUGAGACAUGUAGAGCGUCUGUGUAGCAUCGCACUCGCCAUGAUCAAGACCACCGACAUAUCAAACUCCAAGCUAAAGGAUGGAACCUCCACAGGUCCAAAUAUCAUCGAGGAAGUUUCCGGUGGCGGCCACGUGGACGGAGACCAGUGGCCAUUAUGGCUCUCAGAGGAAGACAGGCAGCUUCUUCAGUCAGAGAGUGUGAAGGCGGACGCGGUCGUGGCAGAGGACGGUAGCGGGGAUUACACGACGGUGGCGGCUGCGGUUGAGGCGGCGCCGAGUAAUAACGAAAAGAGGUGUGUGAUAAGGAUAAAGACGGGAGUUUACAGGGAGAAUGUGAGGGUGAUGGGUCACCGGAAGAACAUAAUGGUCGUGGGCGAUGGCCGCCUUCACACCUUCAUCACCGGAAAUAGGAGCGUCGCCAAUGGCUGGUCACCAUUCCAAUCUGCAACAGUUGGGGUGAUAAGCGAGGGGUUCUUGGCGCGUGACAUAACGUUCGAGAACACUGGAGGUUCGGGGAACGGGGCAGCCGUGGCCCUCCGAGUAGGCUCCGACAAAUCGGCCUUCUACCGUUGCGGAUUCUCCAGCUACGAACGCACACUUCACGUCCAAUCCAAACGCCAAUUCUUCGCCGACUGUUUCAUCACCGGUAACAGAGACAUCAUCUACGGAAACUCCGCCGCUUUCUUCCAAGGCUCCGACAUCCGAGUUCGCCAACAGUUCUUGUUCAUCGACAACAUCGUCACUGCCCAGUCUCGGUCCGACCAGAACCAGGACACGGGGAUCGUGAUCCAGAACUCUAGGAUCGAAGCCUCCGAUCUCGACCACUGGCUGUAUUCCACGACGUAUCUCGGUCGUCCCGAGAGGGAAUUCGCACGGUCCGUCGUGAUGCAGUCCUACAUCUCCGACCUGCUCCGACCCGAUGGUUGGCAAGGCUGGGGCGUCACCUUCGAGUUGGACAACCUUACAUUCAGAGAGUAUCAGAACAGAGGAAUGGGAGCAAAUACGAAACGUAGGGUGAAGUGGAAGAGCUUCAAGGUAAUUACAGACCCAGAAGAGGCCGAGCAGUUCACCACCGGUCCGUUCAUCGACGGUGGGAGCUGGCUAAAGGGUACUGGUUUUCCGUUCAAACUCGAUCUUUGAUCUUCGAGAUAUGAGCUGUGAGAGCUCUUGCUGUUGUGUUAUGUGCAUGAAUAAGGCGAACGUUUCGCCAUUACUGAUGAUGAUGAUGACGAUGGUGUUGUUAACAUGUGUCAAGCCAUAGCCAUGCAUGGAAAACUUAUUAUACUAAUGUAAUGGUGAUGUUAUAUCUCAUUUACGUGUUUCA